UUGGCGCGAAAACACAGGGAAGAAGAAGAAGAAGGUGCCGAAGUUGAAGCUGAGAGUGAAGAAUGUCACUUCAUGAAGCCACUGGAUUUCCAUCUUCAUCCACAUUCACUUCUUUCUUCCUCUCUUCCCUUCUCUCUCUCUCUUUUCAAUCUCAAUUUCUCCCCCAAAAAAGAAAAAUGGCGUUUCCCUUUCCAAUUCACGGUUUAUCACAUUCUUAAUGCGUUUCAUACACACCUAACUGAUUUCAUUGCCUUUAUGAUCGCACUCCACUCCUCUCAAACCUUCAAUUUCAGACCUCACUAAUGGGAACUCCAGUGAAUAUUAAUGUGGGUUCGCAUGUCUGGGCCGAAGACCCUGAGGUAUGUUGGAUCGAUGGACAGGUGUCAAAAAUCAAUGGAAAUGAUGCUGAAAUUGAAACUACCGAUGGAAAAAAGGUUGUCGCAAAUUUAUCAAAAAUAUAUCCUAAGGAUAUGGAAGCUCCUCCUGGCGGAGUGGAUGAUAUGACUAAACUGUCCUAUUUGCAUGAGCCUGGAGUCCUGCAGAACUUAAGAAUUAGAUAUGAAUUGAAUGAAAUAUAUACUUAUACUGGAAAUAUUCUGAUUGCAAUAAAUCCAUUCCAAAGGCUCCCUCAUAUUUAUGGUGCACACAUGAUGCAACAAUACAAGGGAGCACCAUUUGGAGAAUUAAACCCCCAUGUAUUUGCAAUUGCUGAUGUUGCAUUUAGGGCAAUGGUUAAUGAAGGAAAAAGCAAUUCAAUUCUGGUCAGUGGGGAAAGUGGAGCUGGUAAAACUGAAACUACAAAGAUGCUUAUGCAAUACCUUGCUUUCCUUGGUGGUAGGGCUGGUACUGAAGGUCGAACAGUUGAACAACAAGUUCUUGAAUCAAAUCCAGUUCUGGAAGCAUUUGGCAAUGCUAAAACUGUCAGGAAUAACAAUUCUAGUCGUUUCGGUAAAUUCGUUGAGAUCCAAUUUGAUAAGAGUGGAAGGAUCUCAGGAGCAGCUAUCCGAACAUACCUUCUAGAGAGAUCUCGGGUUUGCCAAGUUAACGAUCCUGAACGGAACUACCAUUGCUUUUAUCUCCUUUGUGCUGCACCACAGGAGGAAGUUGAGAAAUAUAAAUUAGGAAAUCCUAGAACAUUUCACUACCUUAACCAGUCAAAAUGCUUUGAACUGGCUGAUGUGAGCGAUGCUCGUGAGUAUCUUGCUACUCGGAGAGCUAUGGAUAUUGUUGGAAUCAGUCAAACUCAUCAGGAAGCCAUUUUCAGAGUUGUUGCUGCAAUUCUUCAUCUUGGUAAUAUUGAGUUUACCAAAGGAAAAGAAGUUGACUCAUCCAUUCCAAAAGAUGACAAAGCCAAAUUCCACCUGAAAACUACUGCUGAGCUUCUCAUGUGUGAUGUUGUUGCCUUGGAAGAUGCAUUAUGUAAGCGUGUCAUGGUCACCCCUGAAGAAGUUAUAAAAAGGAGCCUUGACCCACAAAGUGCAGCGAUCAGCAGAGAUGGAUUGGCAAAAACAAUUUAUUCUCGGCUAUUCGACUGGUUGGUGGACACGCUUAAUAAUUCAAUCGGACAAGACCCGAAUUCUAAAUAUUUGAUUGGGGUUCUUGAUAUCUACGGUUUUGAAAGCUUUAAAACUAACAGUUUUGAGCAGUUUUGCAUUAAUUUCACAAAUGAGAAGUUGCAGCAACAUUUCAAUCAGCACGUGUUUAAAAUGGAACAAGAAGAAUAUACAAAGGAGCAGAUAGAUUGGAGCUACAUUGAAUUUGUUGACAACCAAGAUGUUUUGGACCUUAUUGAAAAGAAACCUGGAGGAAUCAUUGCUCUCCUCGAUGAAGCAUGCAUGUUUCCAAAGUCAACACAUGAAACAUUUGCAAACAAGCUUUAUCAAACAUUUAAGAAUCACAAGCGCUUUAUUAAGCCAAAAUUGUCUCGAACGGAUUUCACCAUUGCUCAUUAUGCUGGAGAGGUUGGAUACCAGUCUGACCAAUUUUUAGACAAAAACAAGGAUUAUGUAGUGCCUGAGCAUCAAGAUUUAUUAAGUGCUUCCAAAUGUUCUUUUGUAUCUGGCCUUUUUCCACCACUUCCAGUAGAGACAUCAAAAUCUUCAAAAUUUUCUUCAAUUGGGUCUCGUUUUAAGCUACAACUACAGCAACUAAUGGAGACAUUAAAUUCUACCGAACCCCAUUACAUUAGAUGCGUGAAACCAAACAACAUCCUCAAGCCUGCAGUUUUCGAGAAUGUUAAUGUUAUGCAACAACUUCGUUGUGGUGGUGUUCUGGAAGCAAUUAGAAUCAGUUGUGCUGGCUACCCUACUCGCCGUCCUUUCUUUGAAUUUAUAAACAGAUUUGCCCUCCUUGCCCCAGAGGCCGCGGAAGCAAACUGUGAUGAGAAGACCGGUUGCAAAAAGAUUUUGGAAAAGAUGGGACUUAAAGGAUAUCAGAUUGGAAAAACAAAGGUAUUCUUAAGAGCAGGUCAGAUGGCUGAACUCGAUGCACGGAGAGCUCAAGUACUUAGUAAUGCAGCAAAAAUUAUCCAACGGCGCAUACGAACCCAUCAAGCUCGUAAACAUUAUCUUGCAUUGCGAAAGAAGGCCAUAUAUGUGCAGUCUCGGUGGAGAGGAAGACUUGCGUGCAAACUUUAUGAUAAAUUGAGAAGGGAAGCUGCUGCUGUGAAAAUUCAAAAGAACAUUCGCAGACAUGAAUCUAGGAAAGCCUAUAAAGAACUUCACAUAUCAGUACUUGUGCUGCAAACGGUUUUAAGGGCCACUGCUGCUCGCAAGGAGUUCAGAUUUAGGAAACAGACUAAGGCUUCCAUCAUUAUUCAGGCUCGGUGGCGGUGCCACAAAGCAACAUUAUAUUUCAAGAGGCUCAAGAAAGGUACAAUAGUUACACAAAGCAGAUGGAGAGGGCGUUUAUCCAGGAGAGAACUUAGAAAACUAAAAAUGGCUGCAAGAGAAACUGGUGCACUUCAAGAAGCAAAGGAUAAACUUGAAAAACGAGUGGAGGAACUCACUUGGCGUCUCCAACUAGAAAAAGGUUUAAGGACCAAUCUGGAAGAAUCCAAAGCACAGGAGAUAGCAAAAAUGCAAAAUUCAUUGCAGGCGAUGCAGAGCAAAGUUGAUGAAACUAAUGCUCUGCUCAUCAAGGAGAGAGAGAAUGCAAAGAAAGCUAUUGAAGAAGCACCUGCUGUCGUUAAAGAAACACAGGUUCUGGUUGAAGAUACAGAGAAGAUUGAGACACUCAAAAUGGAAGUUGAGAGCCUAAAGAGUUCACUUGAAUCGGAGAAACAGAAAGCUGAUGACUUUGAAAGGAAAUAUAAUGAAGCCCAAGUUUGUAGUGAAGAAAGAGGUAAAAAAUUAGAAGAAACAGAGAAGAAGAUUCGUCAGCUCCAAGAAUCAUUGGCCAGGCUUGAAGAGAAGAUUAAUAAUGUAGAAUCAGAGAAUCAAGUUCUGCGUCAACAAGCUGUGUCCAUGGCUCCGGUGUCCAUGGCUCCUGUGUCUAUGGCACCUAAUAAGCUCCUUUCAGGACGCUCCUUCCGAUCAAAUAUCCAGAGAGGUGCUGAAAGUGGUCAUAUUGCAGUGGAAACAAAGACAUCUGUGGAACUGCAUAGUCCAUCAAUGAACCAGAGAGAGUCCUCUGAAAUAGAGGAUAAACCACAAAGGUCACUAAAUGAGAAGCAACAGGAGAAUCAAGAGUUACUCAUCAGAUGUAUUGCACAACAUCUAGGCUUUUCUGGGAACAGACCGAUUGCUGCCUGUAUCAUAUAUAAAUGCCUUUUACAUUGGAGAUCAUUUGAAGUUGAACGUACUAGUGUUUUUGAUCGUAUCAUCCAAACCAUUGGUCAUGCAAUUGAGACCCAGGAUAACAAUGAUGUCUUGGCUUAUUGGUUGUCCAAUGCCUCUACACUUCUCCUGUUACUCCAGCGCACACUCAAAGCAAGUGGUGCUGCUGGAAUGGCUCCACAACGCCGUCGCUCUUCAUCAGCAACCCUGUUUGGGAGAAUGACUCAAAGUUUCCGUGGAACUCCAGCUGGGGUGAAUCUUGCCCUAGUCAAUGGCAGUUCAAGCAGAGGAGUAGAUACAUUAAGACAAGUUGAAGCCAAGUACCCAGCUUUGCUUUUCAAACAGCAGCUUACAGCAUAUGUGGAGAAGAUAUAUGGAAUGAUUCGUGAUAACUUGAAGAAAGAAAUAUCUCCCUUGCUUGGAUUAUGCAUCCAGGCGCCAAGAACAUCCCGAGCAAGCUUGGUUAAGGGAUCGCGUUCUGUUCCAAACACUGAAGCCCAGCGCGCUUUGAUUGCUCACUGGCAGGGGAUAGUGAAGAGCCUAGGCACCUUUUUAAAUACGUUGAAAGCAAAUAAUGUUCCCCCAUUUUUGGUUCGUAAGGUGUUCACACAAAUUUUUUCUUUUAUCAAUGUACAAUUAUUCAAUAGUCUUCUUUUACGAAGGGAAUGCUGCUCAUUUAGUAAUGGAGAGUAUGUCAAAGCUGGUUUGGCUGAAUUGGAGCAUUGGUGUUAUAAGGCAACUGAUGAGUAUGCAGGUUCAGCCUGGGAUGAGCUCAGACAUAUUAGACAAGCUAUUGGAUUUCUGGUCAUACACCAGAAACCGAAGAAGACACUGGAUGAAAUAAGCCAUGACCUGUGUCCAGUACUUAGUAUACAGCAACUAUAUCGAAUUGGCACCAUGUACUGGGAUGACAAAUAUGGAACGCAUAGUGUGGCCCCUGAUGUCAUAUCCAGUAUGAGAGUAUUGAUGACUGAAGAUUCAAAUAAUGCAGUUAGCAGUUCUUUCUUAUUGGAUGAUGAUUCAAGCAUUCCGUUUUCUGUUGACGACAUAUCGAAGUCAAUGGAACAGAUAGAUAUCGCAGAUAUAGACCCCCCGCCACUGAUUCGUGAAAACUCUGGCUUUAGCUUUUUGUUGCCACGCCCAGAUUGACAGAUUGUGCUGUAGAAUUAACCGGCCGGUAUUCUUACCCACCUCUUGGAUAUAUCAAAGUCACAUUCUGUCAGGUAUUCUCAUGGAAUGCUGACUUUGGUUGUGUCAGAAACAAGUUUAACAUACCAAAUUUACCUCUUGGUAGGUUCAAAAAUUGAUGGCACAACACAGAUCAUCCCAUUGUGCAAGCAAUUUUUUGUGGUGGGAGUAAAAUGAAUAUUACUAUAAUAGCAUUCUUCCCUCAUAAUUUUCAGUGUCCUUUUUAUUUGAUUUCGUUACUUCUCAGCACAUUUUUUUUUUGUUGUUGCUUAGAAUAAGAUUGUUGUAUCUAGAAGAACAGGACUUUCAUCCCAGUAUAAUAGUGAAUGGAGGAUUGAGGAGUCGAUGAUUUAUUUGGCAAUAGAAAUUCAUGAUUUA
Messenger RNA from Lotus japonicus, 5342 nucleotides. RefSeq names its product myosin-11-like. The coding region runs from base 303 to 4925 and encodes 1540 amino acids. Gene Ontology annotation, cellular component: myosin complex; vesicle; actin cytoskeleton. The transcript is spliced from 38 exons. Gene Ontology annotation, molecular function: actin filament binding; ATP binding; microfilament motor activity. Gene Ontology annotation, biological process: vesicle transport along actin filament; actin filament organization; pollen tube growth. The record is from RefSeq and is a predicted model, not a curated record. NCBI's taxonomy places the organism in Eukaryota, Viridiplantae, Streptophyta, Magnoliopsida, Fabales, Fabaceae.